Molecule: messenger RNA, 447 nt
Organism: Spodoptera littoralis (African cotton leafworm)
Lineage: Eukaryota; Metazoa; Arthropoda; Insecta; Lepidoptera; Noctuidae
Source: the annotation of a GenBank genome assembly
AUGGCCACCUCCAAGAAGAAGACCAGGAAGCUACGAGGACACGUGAGCCAUGGCCACGGUCGUAUCGGGAAGCACCGCAAGCAUCCUGGAGGUCGCGGUAACGCUGGUGGUGAGCACCACCACAGAAUCAACAUGGACAAGUACCAUCCCGGAUACUUUGGCAAACUUGGUAUGAGGAAUUACCAUGUCAGGAAAAACAAGCUGUUCAACCCUGUAUUGAACCUGGACAAACUAUGGACCCUGGUGUCUGAGCAGUCCCGCCUCAAGUACGCCACAGCCACCGACGGCAAAGUACCCGUCAUCAACAUUGUCAAGGCUGGUUACUACAAGUUACUAGGCAAAGGCAACCUCCCCAAGCAGCCCGUCAUAGUCAAGGCUAAGUUCUUCUCCAAAACAGCUGAGAAGAAGAUCAAGGCUGUAGGAGGUGUCUGCGUUUUGUCUGCGUAA